AUGGCACGUCGUGGAAAAUGCUCUGUUUGCGGUUCAAAGCAAUGGCACAAGUCGCCGUCGAGUGGUCUCAUCAUGUGUAGCGAAGGACACGUCCUUCAGAACUACAGGAAUGAGACCACGGAGGUGACCGAGCUCGGCCCACACCAUAUGAGGAAGAGAACCCUCAAGUCUGGAAGGGAGAAGAAAGAGCGGCAAAGCAAGGCUGACCCCAAGGUGUAUCAUGGAGAACGCGCGCGGUUCCACUUUUAUCAGUGUCUACAGCUGAUCUUGCGGAUGCAAGCAGCUGCACUCACGCGGCUUUGGCAGCUUCCACCGGAGUUUGAGAGAAUAUGCAGAGAUAUAUGGGCCUUGCAUCUGUCAUUACUCCCUAACCCUCCUGUAGCAGAGCCCUUGCUUUAUCUACAAGACGGGCUAGGCCCAAGCUCUUCUAAGCCUUCUGCGAAGUUGGAACGAGAGCAACGCGGAAAAGACAGCGACGGACACGAAAGCGAGCAUAGCAAGAAGAGCGAAAUGACCGCUGAUUCGUCAUCGUCGGAUUCUAGCUCGGACUUCGACUACGACUCUGGACUGGACGAGCUCAUGAGGGAGAACUCGGCCACUCCGUCUUCGUCGGAGCAGGAAGACGAAGGGAACCCCAAGAAACGUAAAGGGCCCGUACCCAUCACCAGCAAACGACCAACGUUCAGCAGACAUGACACUCCUGCGAGCACGAUCUCAGUGCUAGUAGUCGCAUGUUGGACUCUGAGGCUCCCAGUGAUGUAUAUCGACUUCAUAAGGAUCAUAGAAAGCUAUGAUUUGCCUUACUUGGAUGCGUUGCGACUCGUCCCUGAAGCUAUGCUACGACACCUUCGCAAACAAACAGCUCAGGCCCUCUCUCCCUUCUAUCCCCCAUCAACGUUGUACCUUCACAACCUCUCGUCUCGUCUCUCCAAACUCAUGUAUUCGACAUACGACGUCUACACGCCAGAGAUGAACGCUGCUCCCAUCCUCUGGAAGGCUGUACGUAGCUUGCAAGGCACACCUACCCUCUACGUGUUGACUAAGAGACUGGCACGGCUAGUGUCAAUACCGCUCACGUUGCACAGGACUCUUGCGCCUGCUUUGAAAUGCACCAAGAAGAGGGACCCCGGCUUUCACAAGCACGAUAAUGCUGUCCCAGAAGUCUCAUUAAUUGCCACAGUCAUCGUCGUGAUGAAGAUGGUUUAUGGAAUGGACGGCCAGUUGAGGCGUCCGCGGGAAAACGAGGACCCCGCGUGUGCACUUCCUACCCUCAAAGAUGUGCUACGCGCUAUCAAGAACGCCGAAGCAGCCGACUUGAAACAUGCUCCUGCAUUCUCUAUGGAGACCCAGCGGUCUGUUCUUGAUAUGGACGACAAGAUGCUGGAUGAGUACCUGGCGUUUUGCGAGAAAGCAUUAUUGCCAAGAGAAGACAACAUGCCGCGUAAGUGCCUUGUUAUCCCAUCUUCCGAACAACAACGGAUCAAGGUACGCUCUAGCACGAAACGCAACGACGGAUCAAUUCCCUCAAAUCCGACCGCCAACGCGAUCGACGAAGGCGACAACCAUCUCCGGCCCGGGGAACAAUAUGCUAUAUACAGCACGCAGGAUCUCCUGGGCUCGUUCCCCGCAGACAUGGAGCUCGUCUUCUCACGUGCGGCGAAAUGGGCCGGCGUGGAUGACAAUUAUGUCUCCGGCGUCGUCGAGCGGUUCGAAAGGAGAGUACUGAGGUGGUGGGACAGGCAACAGAGAAAAGAGCGGGCGGAGCGAGCUACAGCAUCCGCAUCAGACUAA
Dichomitus squalens LYAD-421 SS1 is the source of this 1791-nucleotide messenger RNA. RefSeq lists its product as uncharacterized. Gene Ontology annotation, biological process: RNA polymerase I preinitiation complex assembly; nucleolar large rRNA transcription by RNA polymerase I. Bases 1 to 1791 code for a protein of 596 amino acids. Gene Ontology annotation, molecular function: RNA polymerase I core promoter sequence-specific DNA binding. Gene Ontology annotation, cellular component: RNA polymerase transcription factor SL1 complex; RNA polymerase I core factor complex. NCBI's taxonomy places the organism in Eukaryota, Fungi, Basidiomycota, Agaricomycetes, Polyporales, Polyporaceae. The record is from RefSeq and is a predicted model, not a curated record. The transcript has 10 exons.